Molecule: messenger RNA, 1433 nt
Organism: Penaeus vannamei (Pacific white shrimp)
Lineage: Eukaryota; Metazoa; Arthropoda; Malacostraca; Decapoda; Penaeidae
Source: RefSeq, a predicted model, not a curated record
CACAUAUAGGCAACACCGAUGAUCUUUCCCGAUAUCUUCCAGUGUCCGACCGAGCCCCAGGAAACGGGCGGCGGCGGAGGCCAGUUGCCGAUCCACGCUGCGCCGCUGGGUCCAGUGUCCGCCGCCCUCGCUCCUACCUGCAGCCUCGCCCUUCCUCCCAAUCCUAUCCAGUCUUUUACCUCAACAGCAUCGACGCCCUUUCAACAGCACCACCAAAACCCUCCGUCGAGAUUCAUCGACCAGCAGGUUCCUUUGCCAGCGCGACGGUCCCAGGGUGGUGUUGAUCCUGCAGGCGCUGCGGGCGCUCUCGUGCCUACGACGGCGGUGGAGCUUCAGCAUGGCGAUUCGUGUGAAGAUUUUACAUUUGCUCCCGUGACACGGAGAUCGAUUGGUACCGGAUAUUCACAUCGGAAAUAGUAGCAACUGCGAUUUCCAGUUACCUGUUGGUAGAUCUGCUACUGGAGAGUCAAACCACUGCAGACAUGUACAUGUUGCUAAGGCCAUUCCCAGUGACUGAUCAAAAAGUAUGAAUGUUUGAAUACCUAUUUUAGCACUUUCAUUAGUAAGUCAAACAACUACUCACACGUAGUAAUAUUUCCGCAUCUGAAACCAUUGUUUAAAACCCCUGAUGUGGAGUGUUACCGCAGAACCAUUCGCCAGAGCACAAUAGUUAUCUUCUUUAAUAUCCUACUUCCAUUUUAACGGUCUUUGAUCGGCAUGAUCACACAUCAUUAAUUAGGUCACUAUCAUUUUCAGUUUCUUUCAAAAAAUCAUUUACUAAUACCAGUCAUCGGUACAUAAAUAAUUCAAAUAUCGUGACACUCACACCUGGCCGAGAUAGGAGUGUCAUGUACCGAGCCGAGAAUUAUUGUUUUCAUGACGCAAGUGCGUGAGUGCGUGAUAUAUAAUCCAUGCGUCGCAGUGUAAUUGUGUUGGAGAAGGAGAGGGAGGGAGGGAGGAGGAUGGUGUGGGGGAAAGGUGAAAAAAGAGGGAACUAGGGGGUAGGAGCAGGGAAAUGGGGAUAGGGCACCCAUCCCCUCCUCUACCUUCAACAUCGAUUUACAACAGACGCCAAAGUUAACCGCGUGUGGUUUGACCUUGCUGCGGGGUAGUUGUUAAUUUGUUUAUAACUAUUUGUUUACUUUAGCUCAGUGUGAUCUUGCAAGGGACAUACAUUUCUUUUACUUUUUUUUUGUUUGUUUGUUUGUAUUAGGAUGUGAAUUGCAAUACAAAAUAAACACAGAAAUCAGUAGUUACAGAGCAUGCAAGUUAUUCUACAAGUUUAGUACCAAUGGAUAUGAAUUUGUAAUAUAAAGUUAGAUAUUUCUCAAGCGCUAUGUAUAUCAGCUGAUUUUAAGUCGUAGAUCAUGAUUAAUAUUCGGCCAUUUUUCCAGAAAUCAAUAUGGAAGGAAAAAUAAAGACCAUAAUUUCAA